AUGGAGGAUUCUACCUAUCAUCUUCAGAGACUCCAUUGCUCCGUUAAGAACUACGAUUGGGGUCUCCCAGGUAGUGUCUCCCAGGUUGCCAGACUCCACGCGCUCAACUCCGCCUCCCAAUUCAACGCGGACGACCCUUACGCCGAGCUUUGGAUGGGUACCCACGAUUCAGGCCCUUCUUUCUUGGCCUCCAAUGGGGUCUCCCUUAAGUCCUGGAUUUCCGACAACCCUGAUGUGCUCGGCGACCAGGUUCUUGUCAAAUGGGGUUCUGAUCUCCCGUUCUUGUUCAAGGUGCUGUCUGUGGGGAAGGCUUUGUCUAUUCAGGCUCACCCUGAUAAGGAGUUGGCUAGAAUUCUGCAUAAGCUGCACCCGGAUUUGUAUAAAGAUGGGAAUCACAAACCUGAGAUGGCUCUUGCAAUCACUAAUUUUGAGGCUCUUUGUGGAUUCAUCACUCUCAAGGAGCUCAAGGGGGUACUUCAUUCUGUUCCUGAAAUUGUGGAACUGAUUGGUGCUACAAAUACGAACCUGGUCUUACAAACUAGUGAUAAGGAUGAUGAAGAAAAGGUGAAACCUGUUUUGCGGGCAGUGUUCACCCAUCUCAUGUCAGCUAGUAAAGAGAGAGUAACUGAUGCAGUAAACAGAUUGACAAGUCGUCUGCUUAAGGAGAAUAAGGUGAGGCAGUUGACAGAUAAAGAGCAGCUGGUUCUGCGGUUGGAAAUGCAAUACCCAGCUGAUGUUGGUGUCAUAGCAGCCUUCUUUCUCAACCUUGUAAAACUCAAACCCGGUGAAGCUUUGUUCCUGGGGGCAAACGAACCACACGCUUAUUUAUACGGAGAGUGCAUUGAAUGCAUGGCAACUUCUGACAAUGUUGUGCGAGCUGGCCUCACUCCCAAACUCAGAGAUGUCCAGACCCUUUGUUCUAUGCUCACUUACAAACAGGGUUCUCCUGAGAUCUUGCCUGGAGUUUCUCUUAAUCAAUAUGUAAGUAGAUAUACCCCACCAUUUGAGGAAUUUGAGAUUGAUCAUUGUAUUCUUCCUCAAGGGGAAACAGUAGUGUUCCCAGCAGUUCCAGGUCCUUCCAUCUUUUUGGUGACUGUUGGGAAAGCAAAGAUGAAUACAGGAUCACCCAAAGGCCAUUUAGUCACCGAAGGUGAUGUGUUUUUUGCAGCGGCCAACACUGAGAUAAGUAUUACUAGCGCAUCCGAGUUGCAUAUGUACAGAACAGGGGUAAAUAGCAAGGUUUUUCAUGCUUCCAAAUCUACACAAGGGGAGUGA
This is a messenger RNA of Sphenostylis stenocarpa, 1275 nucleotides long. The record is from the annotation of a GenBank genome assembly. Lineage: Eukaryota; Viridiplantae; Streptophyta; Magnoliopsida; Fabales; Fabaceae.